This is a messenger RNA of Magallana angulata, 2016 nucleotides long. RefSeq lists its product as uncharacterized. Bases 343 to 1503 code for a protein of 386 amino acids. The transcript has a single exon. Lineage: Eukaryota; Metazoa; Mollusca; Bivalvia; Ostreida; Ostreidae. The record is from RefSeq and is a predicted model, not a curated record.
AUCGAUUUCAAACACGACAAAACUCUGUUUAAAACCGAGGCGUAUAACAUUACUCAAGCCGUUACUCGUAUGGUUGAGAAUAUCAUCAUACAAUCCACUGAAAAAGAUCCUCACUUUAAAAUCAGAUCUCUACAGUUGAUAGGAAGCAUGUACGAAGAAACGAAGAUUUCGGUGCCCAACGAGUUCGACUUUUUCGCAGUGUUUGAUUAUUAUGUUAUUGGCGAAUGAAUAUUUGGUUUAGAAACCGGGCGUCGGCCUGGUUUUACCAAAAUUCGUGUAAAGGAAAUUUCUAAAGAGUGGUUAGACUGCUGCCAAGGACUUUAUCUGUCUCCACACAUUUGUAUGAGAAAAUUUGAAAGCUUGCUUCCAUCACAAAUAGCAGACAUCGAACCAAUCACCACACCAUCAGGAACAUUGCAUGGCUGGAAGAGGAGAAAAAGGACAUUCGAUUUGUAUUGGAAAGAUGCAGAUGGUUCUAAAAUUGACAUUGCAGUGGACAUUAUGCCGGCUUUUCCUGUGAUCUACAGAGAUCUUCCAACAACAUUGCGCGAGGCUUGCACGGACACCAGAAUGCACGAGAUUGGACCUAAUCAAGCUUGCUUCUUAAUUCCGAGGUCAUGUGAACAUUAUUACGAGGGGAAGUGUUGGCAUAAUUCAUUUGCGCAUGCGGAGAGUGAAUUAGUUAGAAAGAUGGACGCAGGAAAAAAGAAAUGCCACCGUGUUUUAAAACAGUUGUUUACCGAUGACUUGAUGGGCAAGUCAGGAUUCCUAACAUCCUAUGCAUUGAAAUCUGCAAUAAUGUACAAGUCCAAGAAAGAGUUUAACAAUGAAUUAGAUUUUCUUUUGUACAUUUUCAUACAUUUUGCGAAGUGUUUUGAUCAAACUUGCAUGCCAACCUACUUCUUGACCAAAACAAACGUGUGGAAAAACAUCAUUGAACAUCGCACACAAAAUAUUUGGGACACAAAAUUCUUGUACGAUUACCAUGUGAAGAGACAAAUUAUAGAGCAUAUUGACAAAGAUGAACUCAAAGAUCCCCCUUGCUUCCCUGCGUGGAAUGUGGCAGUAAUCCUGGAAUUCUGGCGUCGGAUGAUGAUUCUGUUUAUAGUACUUUUCUGUAGAGCCGAGUCAUCCAUGGCUUUAGACUUUGCUUUCAGUUUAAUAGACGAUGUCCACUCCAAAAGCAACAAAUUUUAUAUGGAAAGGCUGAAAGACUGGAAGAUUAAUUGGCUGGUAGCAGCGCCUCAGUUUGAUGUGAUGACAUUAAGAAAAAAUCACAGAAAGGUUAUAAGAGCUCUCGACAUUCCCGUAUACACGGAAUUGGUAGACGAGUUGCACAAAUAUAAAUUUCUUGAUAUGAGGGCCUGGUUGAACAGUUUGGUUUUAAAUAAUCAGUAUAAAUUUGAGGCAGGAAAUAAUACGUUUAUCAAUCUCGAUGUUCGUAGACUUUCUAAUGUAUAUAUGCCCUACAUGUCCUCAUGUAAAAGCGAUGCCUUAUUAUAACGCCAGGUUUACACCAAUCGGUAGCAUUUCAAAAACUACAAUGUCAAUAGAAUUGCUGCAUUCUUAUAUGCAAAAGAACGAAUGUUCAUUCAGUUACUGAGAACUGAUUCAGAACCUUUUGUAAUGACCCUUGAUCUCUAAAUUAAAGCAGCUUCCAUUGCAAUGAAGAUAAAGGGCACAUUCAAGGAUCACGUCAACACUAUGAAUAUUGCAAAACGGCAACUACAAAGUUUGAACCUCAAAAUUCAAAGUCUGACACUUGCUAUUUCUGAAUAUGAGAGGACGUCCUACAUGUACAUAUAGAAAGAAACAUCAAACAAUAUUAAAUCCUGUGCAGUCGGAAUAUAGGUAAACUGACAUUUAAUAGGUGUCCAAAAUUAUGAUUUGUUAAAAAAUAUGCAGAGAUGAACUUCAGUUUUGAUUCAAGAUUCUUUUUUGGAGAACAUCUUGCUUGUUAUUCUGCAUUGAAAGUAAUUAUGCAUGUCAUUGAACAGUAUUCUAAAUUUACAACCA